UGUGGUCUGGUCCACAGUUCCAGCGUCGAAAAAAAACUAAAAAAAAACUCGCUGUGGAUAAGCUUUGGAGGGUGGAAAAGUUAAAAAACAAACAAGCAAGCAAGCAAGCAAACAAAAAAACAAAAAACAAAAAACAAAAAAAAAACAACAACAACAACAACAACAACAACAGAACACAACACAAUAACAGUAAAUAAAUCCGCACAAUAUUCGCAGAGGGAUAAGCCUGUGAAGAAACUAGAAGAACUGAAGUCAUAUUGCUGCUGCUCAGACCCGCUGGUUAGAGGACAAUGGCUGACCUUGAUCUGAGUCUGAGUGAUGCUCUUGUAGACAGCCCGCCCCCUGGUGUUGAGGAGCCAGUAGUACAGACAGACUUCAUUGCGUCGCUGGAGGCCGAGAAAUUUGAUGAUGUCGUUGGGGAGACUGUGGACAAGACCGACUACCACCCCCUGCUGGACAACGAUGAGGAGCCUAAGAACAAGAGCUGUGUUGUGAGAGAGAAGGCUGUGCUGGAGAACGGAGAGCAUGAUGGGCAGGAGGCACAGAAAACAGAAGCUGUGAGAACGGUAGAUCUGAAACAGAAUGUAGCAGUGACCCCUGCACCUCCAGCGCAAACAGAGAAGGCUGAGAAACCUCCAUUGAUCACCCCCAUAGCUGAAUCCCAGAAACCCUUUCCUGCAGCUGAACCCCCCAAAUCACCGGUCGCGCCAGUAACCAAACUCCCCAGCGCUGCAGCCAGCCCUGAGACCCAGCCCCUAAAACCAUCACAGACUGAGGGACCGCCAAAGACCCCUGAAAACAAGGGUGCAGAACCGGCAAAACAUCCUGUGUCUGAGCCCCCGAACCCCCCAGACACGAAGCAGGAGGAGGACCCUGGAGUAGGAGCAGUCUUUGCUGACCCCUUGGCUUCACUCCUGCAAGGAUGGACUGACCAGCUGCAGGGAAACAGAGGCUUUCCACAAGACCUGCCACUGUUUACUCCCAGCGUUUCCACCGUGAUCAGCAAACAUGGGGCUGACAUGUCCGCUUCCACCUCCAGCACAGUCAAGACCACAGUGACUGUAGCAUCAAUGCCAGGUGUCCAGGGCGAGGGUCUUGUCAACAUUGGCAACAUUUCCCAGCAAGUGCCUCAAGUCUUGAUGAAACAGGCAUGGGUCCCAGGAAAUGACUCCGCCAUGGUUACAGUGUUGAAAACCUCCAAUGAUCACAAGUCUGGCCGCAGUCAGAAAACCCUGGAGUUGGCACCGGGGAUGAAGACCGACCUGGGCAAUGGUGGUGGUGGUGUUGAGGAGGAGGAGGAAGUUUGUGAAAUCACGGAGACGAGAGAGAUGGAAGUGGUGAGUGUUGUCCUGGAGAGGAAGCAAAAGAAAAAGAAGAGAAGGAAGCCAAAGAUAACAGAGCUGCAGGAGGAGGAGCCCAAAGACCCCCAAGCGCACAGAGAAAAACAGUUCCUCACCAAACUGGAAUCAGGGGACUUUCUCAAGACAGAGGGUGCUGCAAGGAGCCAGGCUUCAGCUGAAGCUCCUGUUUUAGAAAAGUCCCAGGAGAUCUCUCCCUCUUCCUCCAAGGAAGAACAAAAGCUGGGGCAGGAUGGAGGGGAAUCUGAGCCCAGGGGACCAACAAGUCAUCUGGCAAUGACCACAGAUAAGCAGAGACAUGCUCAGAGGAGAGAGGAGAUGUGGGAGAGGGAGGAGGGAGCCGCCAGGAAUAAGGGCAGGAAGAACAAGCAGCAGAGGAAAAAGCAGUUUGAAGAAGGGAUGGAGAAGGUCUGGGUAGGUGAGGUUAAGCACCAGGGUUCAUCAGUGCACAGCAAAAAGGAAACUGCAUCCACACAGGUCCAGCAGGUAGCAUCAAAGAACACCCCUGAAGUUGGUAAAGAGAAGGUCUGUGAAGCUGGCCCUGAGAAAGGCGCUCCCAGAAAGGAGUUCUGUGAGGUUCCUGGCAUGAAAUAUUCCCCAGGAACCAUGCAGGCUGCAAAAGAAGUCCCCUGCAACAUGAACAGGGAAAAGGUUGGCAGUGUUGAACCCGCGGAGGUCUGUGAGGAUGGUACAGAGAAAGCACUUAAUGUUUCAAAGGAGAAGGUCCCCCACCCUGGCCUAGAGGAGGUCCAUGACUGCAAACUUAAAGAAGACCCUGUCCCUGGGGUGAAAGAAGCCCCUGCUCCUGCCUCUGUGGUGAAAGAUGCCCCUCCCUCUUCCCCUGCCCCUACCACUGCACCUGGGGUAAAACAAUCUUCUGCCCCUGGGGCACAAGAAGCCCCUGUUCCUGCUCCUGCACCUCCCACUGCCCCUGCAGUGAAUGAUGUCCCUCCUUCUGCUCCUGCCCCUCUCACUGUCCCUGGAGUAAAACAGUCUUCUGCCCCUGGGGCACAAGAAGCCCCUGCUCCUGCACCUCCCACUGCCCCUGCGGUGAAAGAUGUCCCUCCUUCUGCCCCUGCCCCUCCUACUGCCCCUGGAGUAAAACAAUCUUCUGCCCAUGGUCUGCAUGAAGCCCCUGCUCUGGCACCUCCCACUGCCCCUGCGGUGAAGGAUGUCCCUCCAUCUGCCCCCGGAGUAAAACAGUCUUCUGCCCCUGAGGUGGAAGAAGCCCCUGCCCCUUUUGUUGAUCUGAAAGGAGCCCCUGACAUGGUCAAGAAAGUCAGUGAAAUAGACUCACAGGUGGUCUGCACAAACAAAGGCCAUGACACUCCAAAACAGAUUUGCAAAAUUGGUCCACUAGAGGUUGUAGAAGAAAGAGAGAAUGUACCCAAGAAAAACGAAUCUCCUAACACAAUGCUAGUGGAUAUGGGCUCUAAAGGAGAAGUCUGCCUUGCCUUAGGGAGUAACAUUACCCCAGAAGUCCUGGAGCCUGCAUCGACCAAGACCCUAGAACUCAGCCCUGCUGAGCCCAGCAAAGUUGAGACAAAACGUCCUGAGGGACAAAACCUCAAAGCAGCUUCCACGGAGCAGAAGACGACUGAGAAAGACACUCACCCUGGGCAACAGCAGCAGACACUCACAGCCCUGACUCAAAAGAAGGACUUGCCAAAGGCGGAAAAGAAAGUUAUAAAAAAGAAUGGAGACAAGAUGAGACCAAAAGAAGGGAGAGCUGCACCGGAGGUGAAGGACUACAUAAGAGCCACGCAAUUGAGGUCAGCCCAGAAACUGGAUAACACGACCCCUGGUCCCAGAGCCCAGGAUGAGCCAAGCUCGAGACACGUGAGCUGUCAGGAGGAGGAUGUGCUGCAGAGGACCGCUACUGGGCCAGAUGAAGCUCCGGUGAAAGCGGAGAAGUCAGAAAAAGACGCCACAGCAAACGGAAUCAGAGCUGCGCCUAAUAAGGAACUCCCACCAAGCCCAGAGAAGAAAACCAAGUCCGCUGCAGCCACCACCACUCCAUCUGCCAAGCCGAGCUCAGCAGCCAAACCGCGGCCAUCCUCAUUGUCAACUGCAGGCGCUCCCAAACGCCCGGCCUCAGCCACGACCCCCAACAAAAAAACACCCACCUCAGCAACCACGCCCACCUUCGGCUCCAAGAGAGCCACGCCCACCACACCGCGCCCUGCCUCCUCAACACCCAGAGACACCAAGCCCAAGCUCUCGGAUGCUCGCAGUCCAGUAAAGAGCCCUGAGAAGCACCCUGCAGUCCCCAAGGCCAGCCCUGCUCCUGUUGCUAAACCUCCUGUCCCGAAGAGCAGUGUCACACCCAAACCGGCCACACCCCGCGCCCCAGUCCAGAGGAACAGCACCAGCACUAGCACCAGCACCCCGCCCAAGAGGCCCACAUCAAUCAAGACUGACUCCAGACCAACAGAUGUGAAGAGAACAAGUACAGCGAAAUCACCAUCAGUAGAGCCCAGCAGGUCACGGGUGGCUCCAGUCAGCUCCAGGAGUAACGCCACAACCCCCAGCAGCCCAGGAACCCCUUUGGCUGUUAACCGCACCCGUACCCCCAAACCCCCGACCCCCACUGCCACUGCCGACAAGAAGCUGACCCCCCAGCGAGGACCUCCCAAGACCACCCCCCGCCCCGCCAGUGCUGCCGGAGCAGGCACCCCGACCCCCCUCAUCAAGAACGUGAGAUCAAAGAUCGGCUCCACUGACAACAUCAAGUACCAGCCAGGGGGAGGCAAGAAACGCAACACUCAGGUUCAGAUAGUCACCAAAAAAAACGACUACAGCCAUGUCACUUCGCGCUGUGGCUCCAAGGACAAUAUCAAGCAUGUUCCUGGUGGUGGGAAUGUCUCAAAAGCACAAAAAUCUGCUCCCCCGAGCCGCAUGCAAAGCACAGUCGGCUCCAAGCAACCCAGUGUGCAAAUUCUCAACAGGAAAGUGGACGUGAGCAAAGUCACAUCGAAAUGUGGUUCCAAGACCAAUAUCAAUCACAAGCCAGGUGGUGGUGAAGUGAAGAUCGAGAGCCACAAGACGAACUUAAAAGACAAGACCCAGUCGAAGGUAGGCUCCAUGGACAAUGUGGGGCAUGAGCCAGGCAGCGGGAAUGUGAAGGCUGAGGGAGAGAAGGAGGCAGCUGAGGGAGCUGUGACUCCCCCUAUUGUCACUCCUACUGCAGCGCCAGCAGGGAGCGAGGCGCGGGAGAAUGGAGUAAAAGAGACUCCUGCCUGCACCGGGGAGACGAGAGAGACAAAGGGUCUGGAUCCCCACAUCCCCGAGACAAAUUGAGUCUCACAAGCUGACGUUUCGCAAGAACGCCCGGGCUCACACGGACCACCGAGCCAAACUCAUCUACAAAUCCCACUCCCGAGUGGCUACGCCACCUCCCCCUCACCAUCAUACAGCGCCUCUCUCAGCGAGUCACUAGGCUCCUCCUGCAGUGCCCGCUCCCCGCCAUCCCAACAUGCAUCCUGGCACAGGAAGUCAUCGCAGCGCUGGACUGACAGGGGGCUGUGACUCUGCCUCCCUCUCUUCUUAUACUCUUCUAGCGUGGUUAUCUUUUCUUUUAUCUAUUCCUCUCUCUCCCUUUUAAGAUUUUUUUUUUUUAUUAUUAUUAUUAUUGUAAAUAGUCCGGGAGGUUUUGAGGUGGUUUCUGUGUGGGUGCACCUGUGGUUAAACAACCUGGCUGUCUGUCUCUCGCAUUUGCUCUGUCUCUCUUUAAAUCAAUGAAAUUCAUAAUUAGAUUUAAGGAGUCACUGGAUGCAAACUUGGGAUUUCUCCCCCCAGGAACAGACCAUGUUUGAUCCUCUGACAAUUUAGAAACACACAUAGAAAGAAACUUAAUCAAUUCAAUGACAGGAGUUUGGACAAGAAGCCUUUCUCGGUGUUCAUAGAAUUAGUAUUUCUGAACUUGUUCAGUGAAUAAUAGUUGUGGAGGAACCUGUUAUAACCAACCCAAUACAAGUAUACUAGUAUAGACACUACAUUCACCAGCAUGUUGAGCAUCCCAGAUGCACAGGGAUCCAAUAUUAGUUUAGACAGCUGCUUGCUUGCUCAUGUCACAAGAGAAGUUUGGAUAAUGCCUUCCUUGUUGAGUAGUUCCAGCAGAAUAGGGCUGGAUCAUCGCAGCACAAACUCUGCAUGUGCACUUGGGGAGGGCACUGUGGAUGUUGAAUGUAUCAUUUCUGUGAUUUAAAUGGAGAGAGCAUGUCAUUCCUUAUUUAUUAUGUUAUUUCAAAACUUUGUUUGACUUCCUAACUCUUAAAGGAUUGGCUAUAGGGUUACCCUUAUAAAAGUUCCCCCGUGGUAAAAGCAUACCAAAGUGUAAUUUAAGCACAGUGACAGCAUGAUUAA
Molecule: messenger RNA, 5723 nt
Organism: Polyodon spathula (Mississippi paddlefish)
Lineage: Eukaryota; Metazoa; Chordata; Actinopteri; Acipenseriformes; Polyodontidae
Product: microtubule-associated protein 4-like
Exons: 18
Coding region: 291-4658 (1455 amino acids)
Biological process (GO): microtubule cytoskeleton organization; neuron projection development
Cellular component (GO): neuron projection
Molecular function (GO): microtubule binding
Source: RefSeq, a predicted model, not a curated record